Molecule: messenger RNA, 1371 nt
Organism: Trichomonas vaginalis G3
Lineage: Eukaryota; Parabasalia; Trichomonadida; Trichomonadidae
Product: pectin lyase-like family
Exons: 1
Coding region: 1-1371 (456 amino acids)
Source: RefSeq, a predicted model, not a curated record
AUGGUGAAUUUCACGAUUUUUAGACUUUCUAUAUCGAGAUCGUACAAUGAAAGUCCAAUUAUAUCAUUGCCGAAUAAGUUGGACUUCUCUCAUUUCAAGAUUUCGAGGUCGCAGUUCUCAAGAAACUUUGGAAAUGCGAUAUUUGGUUAUUCACCACAAAUAUCAGUUUCAGAGACAAAGUUUACAAAAAUUACCAAUAACGCUAUUGUAAUAUCUUCAAAUAUGCCGACAGAAUUCUCUACUUCAUAUGUAAAUCAGUCGUUAUAUUCUAAAACUAACGUUCAGAUUACUAAAUGCCAUUUUGACAGAUGUAAAUCAGUAACUGAAGAUUGUGGUGGCGCAAUCAACUGCGUAAAAUCAAAUGUUAACAUUUCAAAUUGUUUAUUUUUUCAAUGUUAUGCCAAAAACUCGGGAGGUGCUAUAUUCCUAUCGCAAUGCACUAAAGUACUUUUAAAUUCAAAUGCAUUCCAGAAAAAUGAAGUUGAAUUUUCAGCUUCCAGUUGCCAUAUUUUCCUUGCUUUUGAUUUAAAAAUCUCGAACUCAAAUUAUACCGAAGAAAGAAGUAAUACUCGUGCGGGAUCCAUUUCCUUACCAUCAUGCGAAGAUAUUUUAUUUUCCGAGUGCAUUUUUUCAAAUAUUACUUCGAAAUAUACCGGAAUCAUAGAAUUAAACUCAGGAUCGACUACAAUGAGCAGUGUUAGCUUCUACAAUUCUAAUUGCGAAGCAGUAAUUUACGCAUCUUACCUUGCAAAGUUGAAAAUUUCGAAAUCAGUUUUUGCAGGGAUUACAUCGCCCGCAAUAUACUGGAAUUCAUUCAGAUACGCAAAUCUAACCGAAAACAAAUUAUGUACAAGCAAUACUACAAGUUUUGAUGGAAAAUUUAAAGAAAAUAUUAUUUACGGGGAAGAUACGACUUUUAACGUUGAAGCUGCAGUUAUCAACCUAGAACUAUACGGAACAGUCGUUCCUCCAACUCCUACAUCGACUCCUUCAGCUACAGCAACACCAACGAGAUCAUUACCACCUGCUACACGCCAGAACCUCGUAAUUAUACUUGAUAAUACUCCAGACCCGACAAAGGAGAGGUUGGUUAUCAUUAUUUCCAAUAAUCCGAAACUUCCUCCAAGAACUCCAUCUCCAUCAAUCAACAAAUUCAAACCACCACCAGCAAAACAGAAGUUAAUCAAUACACAACAGAUUGCUAUGGUUGGUGGCCUGAUUUUAAUUGUAAUUGUUAUUAUAAUUUAUAGAGUUACAAGGAAAGAAAGAAUUCCUGAAGUUAAUGCAUCUGUAUUCAAUAAGCUUGACAAAGGUGGUGUUAAACUACCAAGAGCGGCAAGAAUGAAGAAUGCAGAUGAUUUCUUUGAUUAA